AUGGCGAUUCAACUCCUCAAACGCUUACACGAACCUCUGAUUCUGUGGCCGAAACCUCUGCCACUCAUCUCUUACUUUUGUUCAAACGAAAGCUCUGAAAGUGGAAUUGUAAGAAGCGUGGUUUCAAUCCUCACCCAUCAACGUUCAAAGUCUCGUUGGAGCACUCUCCGAUCGGCGUGCCCCAACGGCAUCGACCCUUUUGAGUUUUCCCAAAUUAGCAUCAACCUCAAGAACAAACCCCAACUCGCUCUUCGCUUCUUCCACUGGACCAAAUCCAAUUCCCUCUGCCAUCACAACCUCUCCUCUUACUCCACCAUCAUCCACAUCCUCGCACGUGCCCGCCUCAGUUCACACGCUUACGAUGUCAUCCGAACUGCCAUUCGGGCUUCUCAGCUAAACGAGGAUGAAGGUUGUCGUUUUGACUCGUCCCCUUUGAAGCUCUUCGAGACCCUUGUUAAGAGUUACCGAGAUUCUGGGUCUGCUCCCUUUGUGUUUGAUUUGUUAAUUAAAGCGUGUUUGGAUUCUAAAAAGGUUGACCCUUCUAUUGAAAUAGUUAGAAUGCUGCUCUCUCGCGGGAUUAGCCCUAAAGUUAGCACCUUGAAUUGUUUGAUUCCUAGGGUUUGUCAAAGCCGAGGGGUGGAUGCAGGUUAUGCAAUUUACCGUGAGUUAUUCCGGUUAGAUGAAGAAAAAAAGGAAAUUUCGAAAAGGAGUUUUGAUUUUAGAGUUACCCCUAAUGUGCAUACGUAUAAUGAAUUGAUGUUGUGUUGUUAUCAAGAUGGUUGGAUGGAAAAGGUAGAGGAAAUUUGGAAUGAAAUGGGUGAAAUGAGGUGUAAACCAAAUGCUUACAGCUAUAGUGUGUUGAUGGCUGCUUUUUGCGAGGAAGGGAGGUUGGGAGAUGCUGACAAGUUGUGGGAAGAGAUGAGAAAUGAGGAAAUGGAGCCUGAUGUGGUUUGUUAUAACACUAUGAUUGGCGGGUUUUGCAACAUUGGAGAUGUUGGAAGGGCUGAAGAAUUUUUCAAGGAAAUGGCAUUGGCUGGUGUUGAAAGCACUGCUGCAACUUAUGAGCAUCUUGUCAAGGGGUAUUGCAAUGCUGGUGAUGUUGAUUCUGCUGUUCUUGUUUACAAGGAUAUGUCUAGGAGGGAUUUCAGACCUGAUGCUUCAACCCUUGAUGUGAUGAUUAGGUUGCUUUGUGAUAAGGGUAGAGUUCAGGAAGCACUGGAAUUUUUUAGGUGUGCAGCUGGUAAGUUUGACUUGUUUCCAAGGGAAAAGAGUUAUGAGGCCUUGAUAAAGGGGUUAUGUUUGGAAGGGAGGAUGGAAGAAGCGUUGAAGAUUCAGGCAGAAAUGGUUGGAAAGGGGUUUCAUCUGAAUUCUGAAAUAUAUGGUGCUUUUAUUGAUGGAUACAUUACACAAGGGAACGAGGAACUGGCAGUAGCUUUGAGGAAAGAAAUGCUCCAAACUCAAAUGCCGAGCUAA
This is a messenger RNA of Abrus precatorius (Indian licorice), 1473 nucleotides long. Its product is annotated as pentatricopeptide repeat-containing protein At2g15980. The record is from RefSeq and is a predicted model, not a curated record. Gene Ontology annotation, molecular function: protein binding. The coding region runs from base 1 to 1473 and encodes 490 amino acids. The transcript has a single exon. NCBI's taxonomy places the organism in Eukaryota, Viridiplantae, Streptophyta, Magnoliopsida, Fabales, Fabaceae.